CAAGAUGUCCAGAAGUUUUCGGACAACGACAAGCUCUACCUCUACCUCCAGCUGCCGUCGGGACCGAGCUUGGGGGAGAAGAGUAGCCUGGACCUGAGUUCGCUGAGCACGGCCGAGUACAUGCACGCGUGCAACUGGAUCCGGAACCACCUGGAAGAGCACACGGACACCUGCCUGCCCAAGCAGGACGUCUACGACGCCUACAAGCGAUACUGCGAUAACCUCUGCUGUCGCCCUCUGAGCGCCGCCAAUUUCGGCAAGAUCAUCCGGGAGAUCUUCCCAAAUAUCAAAGCCCGACGGCUGGGAGGCCGAGGACAGUCGAAGUACUGCUACAGCGGGAUCCGGAGGAAGACGGUGGUCAGCCUGCCGCCCCUGCCCAGCCUGGACCUCAAAGUGACAGAGACCCAGUCGGAGCGGACGGACCUGGUGCAGUCCUACAACAGCGAGGUGAUGGAGGCGGCCUGCGCCCUGACCUGUGACUGGGCCGAGAAGAUCCUCAAGCGCUCCUUCAACAACAUCGUGGAGGUGGCCCAGUUCCUCAUCCAGCAGCACAUCAUCAGCUCCCGCUCGGCCCGCGCCGACCUGGUCAUGGCCAUGGUGGUGUCAG
Messenger RNA from Leptosomus discolor (cuckoo roller), 607 nucleotides. Lineage: Eukaryota; Metazoa; Chordata; Aves; Leptosomiformes; Leptosomidae. The record is from RefSeq and is a predicted model, not a curated record.